This is a messenger RNA of Danio rerio (zebrafish), 6143 nucleotides long. The record is from RefSeq and is a predicted model, not a curated record. Lineage: Eukaryota; Metazoa; Chordata; Actinopteri; Cypriniformes; Danionidae.
GCGCACGGAGCACGAUAAGACAAGCGAGCGACGGGAACGCGGAAACACAGCAGAAUCGCCUGACGGUGAGCUGAGGUCGGUGCAGAACCGGCGACUGCGGGAACGAGCGACACUCGCCACAGAAACCGCGUCUGAAAACCCACAUUCUGGGUGUUACAGAUUUACUUUUAUUUCAGGUGAUCGGAUAAGAAACCCGUUUGAGUGGAUAACACCGAACCAGCGAAGGAAAAGGCGGAUUGUUUCUCCCUCCGACUUGGCUAGUAUUAGUCUGGAUUUGAGAAUGUCGGGGAGCCGAGAGGAGGAGCGGCGGAAACUCGCCGACAUCAUCAACCACUGGAACGCAAACCGGCUCGACCUGUUCGAGAUCAGCCAACCCACAGAGGAUUUGGAGUUCCAUGGGGUGAUGCGGUUUUACUUCCAGGACCGUGUGGCAGGGAAUUUUGCCACAAAGUGCAUCAGAGUGUCCAGUACAGCCACCACACAAGAUGUGAUCGAGACGCUGGCGGAGAAGUUCAGACCCGACAUGAGGAUGCUGUCUUCUCCAAAAUACUCCCUCUAUGAGGUCCACGUCAGUGGCGAAGAGAGGAAACUGGACUUGGAUGAGAAACCACUGGUCGUGCAGCUGAACUGGAAUAAAGACGACAGAGAGGGCCGCUUCGUUCUCAAGAACGAGAAUGACAUUAUGCCCAAGAGAACACUGACAAACGGUCCUGAAAAGGAGAAAGAGGGGGUGAUCCAGAACUUCAAAAGAACACUGUCCAAGAAGGAGAAGAAGAAAGAGAAGAAGAGGGAGAAGGAGGCUUUUUCCAGAAUCCCAGAUGGAGACGAUCAUGUGUUGAACCGCGAGGAUGGAGAGAACUCCAGAUUAGCAGCUGAGGUUUAUAAAGACAUGCCGGAGACCAGUUUCACAAGGACCAUUUCUAACCCCGAGGUGGUGAUGAAGAGAAGACGACAGCAGAAGCUGGAGAAGAGGAUGCAGGAGUUUCGGAGUGAAGACGGUCGACCCGACUCAGGAGGCACUCUGAGGAUCUACGCUGAUAGUCUGAAGCCCAACAUUCCCUACAAGACCAUCCUGCUCUCAACUACUGACAUGGCUGACUUUGCUGUGGCCGAGGCUCUGGAGAAAUAUGGCCUGGAGAAGGAAAACCCUAGAGACUACUGCAUCGCCCAGGUGAUUCAUGCAAAUGAUAAAGCAGUGAAGGAGACCAUAUUAGAUGACACAGACUGUCCUCUGCAGAUCCUCAGAGACUGGACGAGUGAUAAAGAGGCCUUAGUUUUCCAGCUGAAGAAGCGUCCUCCAGAUUACGCUCCAAGGAAAGGACGUAAGCCAGACAACCGGAUGGGGCCGCAGCACGGAUCCAUUCCUCCUGAGAAACUGCCUUACCUGGUGGAGCUGAGCCCAGGGCGAGGGAGUCACUAUGCCUACUACUACCGCCAUCAUGAAGAUGGCUCCGACUCCAGGGACAAACCCAAACUCUACAGACUACAGCACAGCGUUACUGAGGUCGGAUCUGACCGGAGUGAAGAUGGAAACAUCCAGCUGUUUGGGCCUGGGAUUCUCCCUCAUCACUGUGACCUUAUGCAUGCGGACGGCUUGGUGACCAUAACCCCAGCCAAUAUGGACGCAGAGACAUUUGUGGAUGGACAGCGGAUCGCUGACACUACAGUUCUGCGCAGUGGGGUGACCGUCCAGUUCGGAGCAACUCACGUCUUCAAAUUCGUAGACCCCAGUUAUGACCAGAGCAUGUCCAAAAGAGACCCCGGGCCCAUGAUGAAAGGCAGGCACAAAUCAGGGAGUGUCCCAGAGACGACCUUUGACCUCCACGGGGACAUUCACAGUGGCUCUGCUCUCCCUACAAGCAAGAGCUCAGGGAAGCUGGAGAUGGAGCGGUCAGGAAACAGCAGUGAAAGAGGCCUGGUGAAGCCCAUGAUUCGUGGAGAGCAGCAGGACUUUAGCAAGCAUGAUGGAAGGUCUCAGGACGGCCCGGAGCUCACUCUGCCCGCCAGCAUCGAGUUCAGGGAAAACUCCGAGGAUGCCUUCCUGUCGGCCAUCAUCAACUACACCAACAGCUCGACAGUGCACUUCAAGCUUUCUCCCACAUACGUGCUGUACAUGACCUGCCGUUAUGUCAUGUCCAGCCAAUACCGGCCCGACAUCAGUCCCUCCGAACGCACACACAAAGUCAUCGCCAUUGUCAACAAGAUGGUGAGCAUGAUGGAAGGAGUCAUCCAGGAGAUUGCUGAAGGUGAUCAGAAACAGAAGAACAUCGCUGGAGCUCUGGCGUUUUGGAUGGCGAACGCUUCUGAGCUGCUGAACUUCAUCAAACAGGACAAGGAUCUGAGUCGCAUCACGCUGGAUGCUCAGGAUGUGCUCGCUCAUCUUGUUCAGAUGGCCUUCAAGUACCUGGUGCACUGUCUGCAGUCAGAUCUCAAUAACUACAUGCCAGCUUUCCUGGAAGAUCCCGACGAGCAAAACCCACAGAGGCCUAAGAUAGAGGAUGUUCUGCACACGCUGACGGGUGCCAUGUCUCUGCUGCGCCGAUGCCGUGUGAACGCGGCGCUCACCAUCCAACUGUUUUCGCAGCUCUUCCACUUCGUCAACAUGUGGCUCUUUAACAAGCUGGUGACGGAGGCCGAUUCUGGCCUGUGCUCACACUACUGGGGCGCCAUCCUUCGCCAGCAGCUCAGUCAUAUUGAGGCCUGGGCUGAGAAACAAGGCUUGGAGCUGGCUGCAGACUGCCACCUCAGCCGCAUAGUCCAGGCGACGACCCUCCUUACUAUGGACAAGUACUCCAUGCAAGAUGUCCAGAACAUCAACAACACCUGCUUCAAGCUCAACUCUCUUCAGCUCAACGCUCUGCUGAGCAACUACCACUGCGCUCCUGACGAACCCUACAUUCCUCCUGAGCUGAUUGAUCACGUGGUGGCCGUGGCCGAAAACACUGCAGACGAACUGGCCCGAAGCGACGGGCGGGAGGUUCAGCUGGAAGAGGACCCCGACCUUCAGCUGCCUUUCUUGCUGCCUGAGGACGGCUACUCGUGCGAUGUGGUGCGCAACAUUCCCAACGGAUUCCAAGAGUUUCUAGAGCCACUUUGCCAGAGAGGUUUCUGUAGAUUGACUCCUCAUCCACGCUCGCCGGGAACUUGGACCAUUUAUUUUGAAGGAGCCAACUGUGACAGUCACUUCUCAGCCGACACCUCAGAACUGCCAAUGCGGAAGGAACCGGAAAUUGUGACCGUGACUUUGAAGAAACAUAAUGGAAUGGGCCUCAGUAUUGUGGCGGCCAAGGGUGCCGGGCAGGACAAACUUGGUAUUUACAUCAAAUCUGUUGUCAAAGGAGGUGCAGCAGACAUGGAUGGGCGUCUGGCUGCUGGAGACCAGUUGCUUAGCGUGGAUGGACGUAGUCUUGUCGGCCUCUCGCAGGAGAGAGCGGCAGAAUUGAUGACACGAACUGGGUCUGUUGUAACGCUUGAGGUGGCCAAACAAGGAGCCAUUUAUCACGGUCUGGCCACACUUCUUAACCAGCCAUCCCCCAUGAUGCCUCGCGCGUCAGACCGUGGACGUGGCGACAAAGGAAAGCUGAGACCAAAGAGUGAGGGCUUUGAGCUCUACAACAACUCUGUACAGAACGGCUCACCUGAGAGCCCACAGGGCACGUGGGACACCUAUCCUGAACCAAAGAAAGAGGACAGGUUGUUGAAGAACCGAGCAGACCAUCGAUCCAGCCCAAAUGUGGCCAAUCAGGCUCAGAGUCCAGGCGGGAAGCCUGUUUAUCCGGGAGCUCCAGGAAAGAUCACUUCGGUCUCGACGGGUAACCUCUGCCCUGAUGAGGAGCCCUCUCCACCCCGUCCAGAGGCCUAUCCCAUCCCCACUCAGACUUACCCUAGGGAAUACUUCACCUUCCCAGCCUCCAAAUCUCAGGACAGGAUGGGCCCUGGCCAGCCCUGGCAAAACAACGAACAAGAGCCUCUUCCCCCUAUGGAUAACCACUCCAACAACAGCAUGGUUAUGCAGCGGGUGGCGCGAUCUCAGGAGGAGCUGUGUGACAUGCCGGGCGGGUACCCAGGUGAACGUCUGCGCCAGGAAGAUCUAAUGCUCCUCCAGCAGCAGCAGCAGCGUGAAGCUGAGUACCAGCGAGGUGUUGGAGAACACUGGAACCACCAGGUGUCUUCCUCAGUGGAGUCCAGCACCUCCAGCCAAGAGCACCUCAACUUCUCCUCAUCCUCUGGCUCCAGGACCCAGGGCAACCACAAGAGUGGCCCAGGCCGCUGGAAGACCCCACUUGCACCUCAUUCCGGCCCUGUCUCCCAACCCUCCCGUUCAGACCUUCCUCCACCUCCACCUCCUCCACCAGCACACUACGAUUUUGAGCCGCAAACCGACCUGCCGCUUCCACCGCCACCUUCAGCUACACAACAACAGCAGCAGGCUGCAGCCGACCGCAAGAAACGUGAAGACCAACAGCGCUGGUAUGAGAAGGAAAAAGCUCGUCUUGAAGAGGAGCGAGAGAGGAAGAGACGAGAUCAGGAAAGGAAAUUGGUGCAAAUCCGAAACCCUUCGGUUUCUGGUCCAGUUAUGCACAAUAACCAGCAUGGCCCGGUGCCACCAUCUCCACAAAUGCCUCCCAUGACACUUCCCCAAUCAUACCUUCCUCCAGUCCAACAACCUCCGCCACCACAACCGGCUCGACCCGAUAAACUCUCCAGUCUUCCUCGCCAGCCUCCGCAAGACACCGUAAUCCGGGACCUCCUGCCGCAGCAGCAGCCGCGCACCAUCGAGAGACGCGACCUGCAGUACAUCACCAUCAGCAAGGAGGAGUUAUCGGCCAGCGACAGCCUGUCACCCGACCCCUGGAAGAGGGACGCCCGGGAAAAACUGGAGAAGCAGCAGCAGCUUCACAUCGUUGACCUGCUGGACAAGGAGAUCCAGGAGCUGCAGGCUAAACCCGAGCGCACGGCCGAGGACAACGACCGCCUGCGCAAACUCAUGCUGGAGUGGCAGUUCCAGAAGAGACUGCAGGAGUCCAAGCAGAACGAGGAGGACGAGGAGGAGGAAGACGAUGAAGACGUGGACACCACGCUCAUCAUGCAGAGACUGGAGGCCGAGAAGAGAGCACGGCAGACUGCUGUUCCAGCAAUCUCUGUACUAGACUUGCUGCAGGACGAGGAGCGACGACGGAAGCAGCAGCUGGAGGAAAUCCGCAAGCGCGAAGCAGAAGAGCGAGCCAAACAGGAGGAGGAGAGACGCUGGAGAGAGGAGGAGAGAGCCAGGAGAGAGGCUGACGAGAAGAGGAGACAGGAGGAAGAGUACUACACCCGCCUGGAGGCAGAGCGGCGCCGGCAGCACGAGGAAGCUGAGCGCAAGCUGCCGACGCCAGAUGAGACGGGUCUGUACAGACCCCCUUUACCCCGGGACUACCAGCCCCCUUCUCCCUCAAGCGCACCCGCCACUAACCACACCACCAGCGCCCCCCCGCCUCCGCCUCAGAGAAACACCUCCUACCUCAAAACCCAGGUCGCCUCCCCAGACACCAUUUACACUGCCAAGUUUGUCUCGUACAAUGACGAGGAGGAGGAGGAGGAUGAGGAAGAUGCGGGCCUAACAGGUCAGGUUAAGCUCUCGGCCACCCGCAAGUCCUACGGCGACCUUCCGCCUGCCCCAAAGCCCCAGCCGCCGCCAACCGCGCGCAAGCCCCGUCCCGUCUCAGAUGGCAUCUUUCUGUCCAACUCAUUCCAGCUGCCCGCUGGGCUCAAUGCCAACAGUACUGCUCUCAAGACAGGGCAGCCCCCUCUCCCCUUCACCAAACCCAGCUUCAUCCCAUCAGCCAACUCCAAAGGAUUUAAUUCAUACACUGGAAACACAACAGGACUAGUAUCAGGAGAGGUGUAUAAAGACCCGCGAGACAAGUGGACCAAAGGCAGCCCGGAUCAAGAGAACACAAUAGGAGGAGCUCCAGAAAACCUGACCUUCAAGGAGCGCCAGAGACUCUUCUCGCAGGGGAAAGAGGUCUCCAAUAAAGUCAAAGCGUCCCGAAAGCUGAUGGAGCUGGAGAACGAACUCAACAUAAAACAGUAGAGCUCAAAACACAGGACUCCAUGCCAAUCUGUGACCACCACACACACACAAAAACACACACACACAC